GUGGAAGACACAAAGUGCACGAAUCUUUAUUCAAUUUCCACCACCAGGAAGAUUGGGGUUAGAAUUUAACAAAGUCAUGGCUGUUAACUGUCAAUCAGCAUCCAUGGUUCAAGCUCCAUGGCAAGCCCUCUACAGAUCAGAGUCCACUUAUCAUCCAAUCAGCAUUCUCCAAUCAGAUUUGCAUUUUACUGACACGUAUCAAUCCUUCCUUAAGCCAUAUGCUAAUUAUGUCCCAGUGCUUUGUCGAAAGCUGCUCAUUGUUUUCGAGAUGUAUUGCUCACAUACAAACAAACAGAGUGGGCCAAAAGAUGACCCCCACCCGCCUUGAGUGGCGGGUGCGGUCACGAUCAGGUUAUUGUGGUCUGCUUCUUCCCCGUUCACCCACCAUCUCACUGCAGCAUCUGGACCAAUCUCCUCUUACCCCCAACCCCCGGCCUCUGGAUUGCAAAGGGAAGUGGGGGGACUGACAGGAGGAGAACUGGCUUCUUGCAGAGCAGCAAGAACCUGGGAGCACUGACUGUCAAUCAUCCCAGCUCCCCAACUCCUCCAAACACAAGGCGAAUGAACCCCCCCCUCUUCCUGGAUGACUGAUGCUUGUUGAAGGCAGAAUGUUUAUUUACUACUACAGCCCGGCUCUGCGUGUGGGUGCCUGGAUAUAAAUAGCGAGAAUUCCGUCUCCAAUGUCGCGCAGGUUGGAGCUCAGCCCUGUGUUUUUGUUCCUCGCGGUUGGGAGCUCGCCAACAGACUGGGGGCUAAGGAUACCUGCUUCAGAAAUCGGCUGAUGCUGGACUGGGAGUAGAGGAACGAAAUCCCUCUGUGCUUCCUACCAAGCGGAACGAUCAGGUAUCCUAAGGAAUAUUGCAUGAGAGAAGGAAGUACUAGGCAACACAGCAGUUUUCACUGUGGAUUUGCGCCCACCCCUGGGCUGAGAAAGAGCAACUGUGAAGAUUGCAGAGCCGAAUGGGGACUGUACCAAAACCUCAGGAUUCUCAGGCUGUGCAAAGAUCAGCAGCUGCAAUGGGCAGAAAAGACCUUGGAGGAAGCUCUUGUAACAACAGCCAACAGAAAGCAACCUCCCCAGAUCAACAGAAAGCAUCAAGCUCCUCACUUAUGCUAAAGGAAAGUUUAAUUAACUCAGCCCCUUUAAUACUGGAAUCCAGGCAGACCGAAAAUGCCACAUCCAAACUGUACACCAAUGGAGAUCAGGCUGAGUGCGAUGGAGGUGGAGAAAUCGGCCAGUGGAUAAAGCCAGAUGCAAUGAACAGCAGUCAGCAAGGUGCUGAGAAAAAUGCUCAAAACUCUUCAGAGGUCAUUAUAAACCAGCAGACAAAAUAUGUGCAUCAAGGUCAGCCAGAUAUAUGUCCUGACCCUGGACUUUCUGGGACCAAUAGGCAACUGAUCAAACCUGCUGACCCUCAACUUAUGGGGACUGACCACCAGCAGACCAAACACACUGACCCUGGACCUACUGGGACUGACCACCAGCAGACCAAAUCUGCUGACCCAGGACAUACUAGGACUGACCAACAGCAGACCAAACCUGCUGACCCUGGACAUACUGGGACUGACCACCAGCAGACCAAACUUGCUGACCCUGGACAUACUGGGACUGACCACCAGCAGAGCAAACCUGCUGACCCUAAACAUACUGGGACUGACCACCAGCAGACCAAAUCUGCUGACCCUGGACAUACUGGGACUGACCAACAGCAGACCAAACCUGCAGAUCCUAGACAUACUGGGACUGACCACCAGCAGACCAAAUCUGCUGACCCUGGACACACUGGGACUGACCAACAGCAGAACAAACACACUGACCCUGGACAUACUGGAACUGACCACCAGCAGACCAAACCUGCUGACCCUGGAUGUACUGGAACUGACCACCAGCAGACCAAACCUGUUGACCCUAGACAUAGUGGGACUGACCACCAGAAGACCAAACCUGCUGACCCUGGACAUACUGGAACUGACCACCAGCAGACCAAACACACUGACCCUGGACCUACUGGGAGUGACUACCAGCAGACCAAUCCUGCUGACCCUGGACAUACUGGGACUGGAACUGACCACCAGCAAACCAAUCGCACUGACCCUGGACAUACUGGGACUGACCACCAGCAGAAUAAACACACUGACCCUGGACCUACUUGGACUGACCACCAGAACACUGAACAUGUUGAUCUUGGAUAUCCUGGGACAAGUUACCAAAAAAUCAGCAUUGAAAGGAGAGAGGAAAAGAGGGUUGGGAUUAGGACUGAUGUGGAACAACUUGAGUCUGCAAUAAGGGAUGGACUCCAAACAGUCACUGUGAAAGAAGAAACUGCCUUUAAUAUGAAAACUGGAAACCGAAAGGAGCAACUGAGACCUACAAAGGAAGAAGCUCCUCCCAAAACUGGCCCUGACAUACCUUCAGAAUCGCAUGUGCAAAAGAUUGGAGCUAGAGGAACGCAGGUGUCCACCCAGUACAGUUCUAGAGAACACCAACAAAUGCAGCCAGUAGACACAGAGCCAAAUCUAGGAGGGAUUGGUCAGCAACAACAACAGGAGUCCAAAUUUAAAGAUGCCGAAACAAUGACGAGUCAGUCACCAGGCAGCUACUUCCCAUUCAUUUGGAACAAGUCUUGUCGGGAUGUUGAGGUCCAAGCUGUCCUGCAAAGUUUUCAGUGUAAAUCCACAGCGACCAGCCCCCAGAGUCCAGCCCCUGGCUCAAUGAGUGAGUGUCAGGUUGUCCAGAAUGUUUAUUCAGAAAGCAGUCAUUCCAAGCUCAGUCAGUCAGCGCGAAUUAGUGACAGUUACCAUGAGUCAGAACAACUGAAGGUAACGUGUACCUUUACAGAAGGAUCUGAACACUCGAAUGUUGUCUAUGAACUGCACGAAGAGUUAGUGGGGAAAACCAAGACCGAAUCUUUCUUAUCAGAGGUUACUUACCGAAAUAAAACUGAAAAUGCACAGGAAUUCUCUAAAGAGUCUGAUUAUGAUCCAAAAGCUAUCAAUGUCAAAAAGAGUGAGCUAACAAAUGCUGGAGGACUUACAGACUGUGGACAGGCAUCAUCCGUUCUUGUUACUAAUGAAUCAGAAUCUGGGACACAUGUUUCCGCAAAGCUCAGAGCAGAACCUGAACGCUUGAAGGUGGCUGUGGAGUUACAUGAGAGAUCCAUGCAGUCGCACAGCCCUUGUGAUAACAGUGAGAACUCAGAACAGCCAAACAUUAAUAACAGUGGUAACCAAGAGACUGGCGUUCCCACCCUUUUACGUUGUGUUGUAAAUGAAUCUUCUCAGUGUUUUUAUGAUAGCAGCAGGAAGUCAGCCAUUGCUACAAAUGUCCAUGAAAAAUCCAACCAGAAAGAAACCGCCAUGGAUAAAUCUAGCCAAUCAAACAGUUCUACCAAAAUUAGUAGAAAAAAUGACCACCUACACGACAGUAUAACUAAAUUUGACCGUUUCAAAAUGUGGCCUGAAAGUAGUGGGCAAUCUGGACUGCUGCAGAAACCUGACCCAUCAACAAUGGCUCCUGACAUUACCAAGCCAUCCUUCUGCUUGAAAACUGUUGGGGAUAUCCAAAUAGAUUCCAGUGGGCCACUCAGUAUAGGUACUGUCCCAAAGGGAUCUGACCAAUCUCAAGCUCCUGGUGAUGUGAUUAAAAUAUCUGGACAAGCCCACAAUGUUUACCGAAUCAAAAGGGAACCUGAUCUUGAUGCCAAAAAACAAAUGAACCAAACAAAAGACCUGCCUGCCAAUAGUGAGUCAGAAGACCAACCACAAGGUGUUUGUAAUGACAGUGAAGCUUCUGGCCCAAUGGAAGGUCCUUACGGUAUCACCGUGGAAACUGUUCAGCCAGAAGCCAACCAGUGCAUCAGCGUACUCUCUGGUCACCCAAAAGAUGAACAUGACACCAAUAAAAAAGUGUCUCAAUCACAAGCUGUGGACAGUGUCAGUAAAGAAUGUGAGCAACCCAAAAAUGACUCAGACAUCAGCAAAACAUCUGCUCAGGUGAUAACUCUAUAUAAUGACGGUAAGGGAUUCACCCAAUCAGAAGCUGGCUGUGCAACCAUCAAGGGAAGUGGCCAGUCAAAAACUGACCCCCAUGUCAGUAAGCAAUCUCACUUUUUUGAGACCAAAAAGCCAAAACCUACUAUUGAGGUGAACGUUGAACCGAAGCAUUCAGAUAGUGACCCAGAUAAACAGGCAGUUCAAUCAAAGAAUGUCCGCGAUGUGGUAUGGGAUGAGCAGGGUAUGACCUGGGAAGUUUAUGGUGCCUCGCUUGACCCUGAAUCACUGGGGUUUGCCAUUCAGUGUCACUUACAGAGACAGAUCGUAGAAUAUGAGAAGCAAAUCAAAGUGAACAAUCAGAGCAAAAGAUCUGCUUCUUUGGAUGCAACACCUGGGAGUAAUAAAGCCAACAAAAGGAGGCAGCAAAAUAUAUUCAGGACAGUUCUGCAGAACAUGAGAUCCCCACAGUGUUGCCUUCGUCCGCAGCCUUCCUCUGUGAUUGACUGAUGGGAACUGUUGUCAUAUUUCAGCCAAUCUUCCAAAUUGUUUGUGACGGACCACUUUCUGCACUUAUUGUUCAUGAGUAGUUUGAACCUUUAUUACAGAUUCUUUUCCCUGCAAAAUAUAUACAGUGGCUGUAGUUAUCAUACAUGGCAUUUCUAUGUUGUAUCUGUCUACUAGAUACAAUUAAGAGACCUGUAGGUCAUCUAUUAGGCAAUAAUGACCACCAUUUGUAAACAAAAUGACCUAGUUAGAUUUUAUUUCAUAAUUAUUAAAUGAUACUAUAGAGGUGACUGUUCUGUGAAGAUUUUAUUCUGAACUUUUUUUCUUGAUCUUGAUAACAUGUACCCAUCACCUGAAGUUCUCAACUAUUCAAGCAUGCUCUAGUAUGCAUGAACAUAAUUGAUAUAUUUUAAUGUUAAUGCUUCGAGGGAACAAGGUUACAUAGUUAGACCAUGACACUUGCAGUUUUGUGAUUACUGUAGAAUGUCCUCAGCAAAACAACUAACUAUUGCAACAUUUCAAUGUAGAGGCUAACAUUGCAGUUGUCUAGUGCAUAGUCUUAGAGGUACAGGGGAAUAAAUGGCUUUUUGAAUUAAUUAAGGAAAAGAAUGCAACUUGUCACAGAUGCUUGAUUGUUGUGUAAAAUAGAAUACGUGGACUAAUAUACUGUAUUUAGUAAGCCAGAGCAUUUUAUAUUGUAUAAAUAUGAGAAGUAUCACUAUUACACAUUUUAGCUUCCUCUCCAAGGUGAAAUCCAUGUAUUGCGACUUGUAUCUUAGAUGACGGUCCUGACUGAUGUCAAAUUUUUUUUCUUUUUUUUGUACUGUUAUUGAUAUUGAUUGUUUACUGUUUGUCUUUUGCUAACCAGCAUAGAGAUUUAUAUUAAAAACCCGCUCUGUGUCCAUUCCCUUACACGUACUGAGUAACCAGUCUCUGCUGUCCGUCCUUUGCCAAUAUAAAUGAGAAGGACUGAUUUAAUCCUCCUUAUCAAAAUUGGAUAGAAACACAUGGAGCAUGUGUGGCUAAGUUUAAUUUUGUUGCUGCAUUGACGGAGAUGAGCAGAGAUGCUCCCUGUGUUCACAGAAUUCCAAUCACUUCACUUCCCUCCACACACAAGGCAGCCCUUGGCCAGUUACUUUAUAGCUGCAACUUUCUCAGGCUUAGCAAGUGGUAGAUGUUCAUUGGCAACUCACCCAAAGCAAUGUUAAUCAAUCCAAGGCCCAGUUUCUUCAACGAUAACCACGAUGUAUUGUAUUUUUAAAUUUCAAUCUGUUUCUGUUAGAGUAAUGUAAUAAAUAUGAACGAUAUAUGGGACAAA
Chiloscyllium plagiosum (whitespotted bambooshark) is the source of this 5815-nucleotide messenger RNA. RefSeq lists its product as uncharacterized. Gene Ontology annotation, biological process: neuron projection development. The record is from RefSeq and is a predicted model, not a curated record. Gene Ontology annotation, cellular component: plasma membrane. Lineage: Eukaryota; Metazoa; Chordata; Chondrichthyes; Orectolobiformes; Hemiscylliidae.